GGCUUAGAUUCAGAGUUAGGAAAAAGGGAAUGACUUAGGGGCUAGUCAUGGACUUUGUCGGCAUGAUAAGUUAGUAAAGAUAUGAGUCUUUCGUUUUGGUGGUGGGUCUAACGUACCUUUGUCUAAACGCCCCCCACUGAAAGAUAAUACCAUGCCACAACGCACUCGGGGUGACACUCCUUCCAGUGGUGAUGGCAGCCAUUCACAGGGCAACUAUAUGGGAGGUAUAGCAGCCCAAGCAAUACAAACGCUAUUAACACAGUCGCUACCACAAGGUACCUCCCUGGGUCCAGCACCUACUUUGGGUACUUCCGAGCCCAGUGUGGGUGGUGUUCCCAGGCGAAACAUCUCUCUUGACAAUUCUCAAGUAACAUUACAAUCACAACAACACAUGAGACAAGGCACCCUUGAUUCCCAUAUCACCACUCAGGUUCCUAAUUUUCACCUAACCAUGAUGACCCCGCCCUUAACCUAACCCCUAAAUCCAACCUAAAUGUCCUGAAUCUUACCCCCUAUUUGUUCUCCUCAGAGGAGCUUGAGGUCCUUCAGCUUGGCCUAAGUUUUUGCCCAUCCAUGAAAAGCGAUAAAUACGAAAUAAUUAAAGAUAUUUAUCUUUUUUGUCGCAAUUUAACAUAUAAAUUUUUAUUUGAUGAAAAUCGCUUACGUAAUAUCCAAGAAAAACAUAUGACUGAACAAGUGAAAAAUUUCACUAUGGACGAUUUUAGAGCCCUUAGGGACCUCAUGCUCCUCCUUGACGAAAACACAUCCCCUUCCCCCGAUCCUCUCCUUUGUUCGGAAUCACUGUCAUCUACUAUAUCUUCUAAUCCUUCUACCAAAAAAUUCAAAUUAAAAUCCCAACGCUUUCCAGACUUAACAAGCAAUUCAAAUAUAUGGGCUUUCCUUCUAAGUACUAUAAAUGAUUGUAAACAAAUGGACACUAAUGUAUUGACUAAUAAUCUCUCUAAAAAACAACGACAAGCUAUCAUGAACCUUCAAAACCAUCCGGAUCUUGAGAUAAAAGCGUCCGACAAGGGAGGUAAUGUGGUCCUUAUGACCAAGGCCAAUUAUGAGAAAAUGGUAUUCCACAUCUUAAACAACAAAGAGUGGUAUAGACGUAUCAACGAUACACAAAUAGCUCUAUUUAAAAAUGAAUUCCUAUCCAUUAUUGGCCUUGCUCAUCAAAGAGGUCUCAUAGACCAAGAUUUGUACAACUACCUUAAUAUUCGCAACCCAAGAACUGCAACUUUCUAUGCAUUACCCAAAAUCCACAAACACCCUCUUACUCCCCCAGGUAGACCGAUAGUGUCCGGCAUAGGUUCUUUGACUGAAAAUGCCAGCCGGUUUGUAGACUCCAUCCUCAUGCCCCAUGUACUUACUUUGCCCUCGUAUACCCGAGAUACCCUGGACCUUCUUAAACAAAUUGAGGAUAUGGUCGUGCCUCGGGAUGCCCUCCUCGUGACCUUGGACGUGGAGGCAUUAUACUCCAGUAUCCCUCACGAGUUGGGCAUCUCGACAGCACGUACCUUCCUCCGUGAACAGGACCAUCACCAUUGGAACUAUAUUGAUUUUGUAAUAGACCUUUUACGAUUUAUUCUUACACGUAAUCAUUUCGUUUUCAAAGAGUCCCACUUCCUCCAGGUGCAGGGCGUAGCCAUGGGCACUUGCUGUGCCCCUGGCUACGCCAAUCUGUACCUGGGGGGGUGGGAACGUGAUAUUUUUUCGGAUGAGGACUUGUCGAUGUACACUGGCCAUGUGAUCAACUGGCUUAGGUACAUCGACGACAUCUUCAUCAUCUGGUCAGGUACCAGUUCCCAACUAUAUCAAUUUAUCGAUAUUCUUAAUGUUAAUGAACGCAAUUUAAAAUUCACGUUCACUGCAUCUUCAGACCAGGUCACCUUUCUUGACCUCACCAUCUUAAAGGAUGGCGAUGGCAGAAUUACCUCCUCUCUCUUUAGAAAGGAGACCGCAGGUAACACCCUACUACACGCCACUAGUGCACAUCCAACUAACCUCCUUAAAAGCAUACCUUAUGCACAAUACCUUCGUUUACGAAGGAAUUGCACUAUGACAAAAGAUUUCCUGUUACAGGCUAACCUACUCAGGCAACGGUUGUUGUUGAGAGGUUACAGUAAAUCCUUACUACGGAAAGCAUUCAAUAAGGCUGCACGACAAUCUCGUAUCAACUUACUAUUUAAACAAAAAGUCAACACAGAGUCGCAACCAGUAAGAUUCAUUACGCGGUACUCAAGCCAUCACAUCGAGGUGCGUAAUAUUCUAAAUAAACAUUGGUCACUUUUGACUAACGAUCCCAUCCUCAGUAAUUACAUUGGCCAAAGACCAGAUAUUACUUUUAAAAGAUCUCGCUCACUUAGAGAUAAAUUGACUUCUAGUCACUACAAAACAAAUUCAAAUCAACAACGACCUCCAAAUGGUAUGAUGAGAUGUGGCAGGUGCAAUUUUUGUCCUUGGGUUAGAGAGGGUACUACUUUUUCUUUACCCAAUGGUGAAAUUUUUACCCCCAAUUUUUAUGCGGACUGUAAUACUCAGGGAAUCAUUUACCUUAUGACGUGUAGCUGCCAUGCAUUUUACGUGGGCAAAACCAUCAGAAACUUCAAGCAUAGAAUUAGGGAUCAUGUCUAUUACUCCUCCCAAGGAAAAAUGGUAACAUCAGUCAGCCGUCACCUUGACCUAUAUCAUAAAUUUAAUACCUCAGUUGCCUCGUUUAUAGUACUUGCUAUUGUCCCCAAAGAUUGCCGUGGAGGCAACUGGGACAAGCAGGUACUCCAAAAAGAAACUUAUUGGAUCGAGCGUUUGGAUGCCUUACGGCCCCCAGGCAUUAAUGAGGCACAGUCUUAUAAAUCCUUCUUGUAGUAACAUUAAGCUAAUUGGGUAUACUUUUAUAUUUUUGAAAUUUUCUUAUUCAUUUUUUUCUAUUAGCACCUAAGUACUACUCUGGACUUUUCUGACUGCCUUGUCACCAUGGCCCUGUCAUUUGCUGAACUAGAUGUCAGAGUAGCCAAUCAUACCGCUCAUUUAACUAUGUUCUUAGAUCACUGGUUUAUUGGGAUUUUUUCCAGUUGUCCUUCUCUCUGUACUCAUUUACUGUACCCCUGUUUUCUAUACGAGGUCCUCUAUGCUGUAUAAUUAAAUAACAUGUGUACAUUUGGAAGAUCUAUCCACUUCCAUACCUUAUAAAUAAAUACUAAUGUUUUUUGCAUUUAAUAUGGUUGUGCUCCUUUUCUGCAACUGUGGUGAGAUUUGGAUGAAGUAUCCUCCCCCCUGUGAUCUCUUCCAGACGUGAUGCCCUUUUCUUUGUCCCUCCUAUUUAUUCCAUGCGAUGUGGCCGCUUGAGAUACAGCUUUUCCAUCCUUGUUGUAUCUCAAUAUGUCCACUAGAUGGCGUGCAAUCGCCAUCGAAUGGUGCAUAAACUUCAGUACUGCGCGCGCACCGCAUCUGGUGCGCGCGCACCUGCAGUUACUUUGCGGCCAGCACAGAUGACAUCACCCGGCAGCGCCGCGGUAGUUGUCGAUCUGGGGCGAGACUCGAGGCUAUUUAAAGCCCUCAAGCCCUACACACUAUCCGCAGCCUCUUGUGAGGCAAACGAACCAACGACACGUGUGGCGAGUGUUGCAUACUGGUAAGCCUAAUUCUCUAUCUCUAAACAUGCCCUUCAUACUUUUGUGUGGCCGAUUCAUUAGGCUCACAGUCUCCUUUCCUCUAUAUUUUGUUUCAGUGACUGGUCUAUCGAGGUAAUCCCUGCCCCUGUCUCCUUGAAUUGCUCUAAAGAUUGACACUGGGUUUUUUUCAAACACCCUAAACUUAUACUCGCUGAAUGCAGUCUUGUUAUGAGCCAUUGCAAACUCUAUAUAUAAAUGGUUCCAAAUAUUGGCCCUUGCCGCCCAUGUUACGUCGUUUAAUUCUCUUUGGGGUUACAAAUUCAAUUCCUUGCUAGCCCGUGCUACAUAUCUCUCUAUGCAGAGAGUAUCAAGCCAAGCUAGUCCACAGUUAUUUUGUCUGUACUUCUUUUUAUAGGUAAGCAAACUUAGUCUAAACCCUAUUACUUAUCAUAUUCCAAUUUCAUUAUGCCUCCUGUCUCCUUCGUACUGGAAUUUUUGGGACUGGAAUUCCAGGCAUCUUGUCUGCUCUCUGUGGCUAUUUCCACAAUGUUCAUGGGGGUGACUCUUUUUUGUCCUUUCUCACCAUAUUGCAUGCUAUAGGAGCACUCCGGUUUCUUAAAUAUCUAUAUAGGCUGUUAUAUAUUUUUCUGUUCUAUAUCAAUAUGUUAUAUAUGUAUAUUUGUCUCCUUCACCAAUUUAGCACAUUGACUCCACUAAGUCCUUCGAGGAAGCGCUCAGAUACAGCGCGAAACAUGUCAGGACUCCGAUCAACCCAGCGCAAGUGCUAAAAAUCUCCAGUUGCUGAUGAUUUUCUUUAGAAGCUUUUGUAUUUAUUUAUGGUUCCAACUAUCAGUCCGCUUUUGGACAUCUAGUCUAGUAUUAUAUUAAUUGGUGCUAGUACUGUAUAACCAGAUUUAAUCUUCUAAGCUACAUCAAUUACUGUGAACGCUGUACUGAUCAAAUGCUAUGUGUAAUUUAUGUGUACUCUUUGGAGGAAAACUUUUAAAAUAUAUAUUUUUUUGUAAUAAAUAUUUUUAUAUAUAAAGUCAGUUUUCGAAAGACUCAUAUCUUUACUAACUUAUCAUGCCGACAAAGUCCAUGACUAGCCCCUAAGUCAUUCCCUUUUUCAAAAUUUGUUUAGGACGUGGCAUAUGAAAAAACAUCAUGCAUCCACAUGUGCACUACAUGUGAGGAUGUAUUAACUCUUUAAUCUAGAUUCAGAGUUAGGUCGGCUUAUCUGUAGAUAAGCCGGCCUAACUCUUUGUGAAUCUAGCUAUUGAUAUCUAGAUCUACAUUUAGGCCUUGAGGUACAAGUGUAAAUGAAUGAAUAAAGUGUACACAUUUCAUAAAUCUACCAGAUUGCCCCUGUUUAUCUCUCAACACAUUACCCCUCUCCAGUGCAGGUUGAUUUUAUCUAUCACUACAAACUUAAUGCUGGUGGGUUUCUCAUUAGUACCACUCUCAAGUGAGAUUUUCUGGGAGGGCUUAUAUAGUUCCUUUUCUGCUUGUGUCUAAUCACCUAAAGGUACAUGCCUACAACCCAUUUGUCUAUGAAUCUGCCUGUGUUACUGUACCGUUUUCCAAAAAAAAAAAAAAAACAGCAGCAACCUUCGUAAGCUGAUUAUAGGUGAUCUUUUUUUUUUUUUUUUUUUUUUUUUAAGUACCUAUAAAAGUUGAUUUUUUGAAUUUUUUUUUAUCUGCUGCUGGGUUGUAACCCUCCAGUACGUGUAUCACUUUUUUUAUGCCACUAAGCCGAAGGGCACAGAAGACCUUGUUACUGCCCAGUUUUUCAAUGCUGUAUGCAAUGAUCAUACAGAUUCUUUAGAAAUAGGAAAUGCAUCUGUCCAUUCCACUUGAAAAAAAUGUAGGUCUUUUUAAAAGCACUGGCAAGCUAGCACCAAGAUUUGCUAAUGCCAUGAGAAUUCUUAGUUUGGCGUUCUCAGUAGAUAAUACUGUUUCAGUUGGUUUAUGCCACUGUGUAAUUGUUUUGCAUCUAAUCAGAAUUGUGGAUUACUGUUUUACACCUAUUUGAUUCCAAGAUUGAUGUGUAAGCCAUUAUGGCUUUCCUUUACAAAAGAAUAAAUAGUGCAGUUUAGGAACGCAUAAUCAGAAAUCUGUAAUCAGACAAAUUUUAAAUCUUUUCUGAGCACUUGUACAUUGUGGGUCUGUACAACAUCUGCACUUUGUAUAACUGGAUUACAUACUAACGCAGGAUAAAUUAAUAGUAUUUUGGUUUUGAUCUUUUGGCUGCAAGUUAGGUAUUUAUGCACAUUUGCACUUUGUUAAAUAAACCCCAUGUAUAAUAAUGAACGCCUUCACGUGUGUGUGGGCUUCAAGCAUAAUUUCAAAAUCGUAUAUUAAAGGCAGCCUUUCAUUAAAGCAGUUUUUUUUUUGUUAUGUGCCUUUUAAAUGUACACUACAGUCAUGUAGUCUGCUGUUAUACCAAAUAAAAGUGCCAGGUUUAUUGCAA
Rana temporaria (common frog) is the source of this 6087-nucleotide messenger RNA. RefSeq lists its product as uncharacterized. The record is from RefSeq and is a predicted model, not a curated record. The coding region runs from base 574 to 2871 and encodes 765 amino acids. The transcript has 2 exons. NCBI's taxonomy places the organism in Eukaryota, Metazoa, Chordata, Amphibia, Anura, Ranidae.